CACUCAAUCUUCCUCAUCUCUUCCUCCACCUCUGCCAUUCUCCGCCAAGCACGACGAGCUGGUCUUCCUCCUCAACACAGUCGAAUCCUCUCCGUUUAAGUUCACCGCCUUAAAAAAGCUCUGAUCCAUUGUCGAAAUUAGGGACGAGACUAAAUCAGAUUUCAUUCGAUUCAAUGGCGUUGAAAUUCUUGCUUGAAUAAUCUUUCAAAUUCUAAUCGACGUUCUUGAUUUCGUCACGUUCCAAGCGUACGAAGAGGUGCUCGGCGUUCUGCGGAAGCUUUCGUUGUCGGAGGAUCAAAACAAUACAUUCAAAAUUUUGUCAAAAACAGAGUGCGUGAAAUCAAUGGCAAUUAUCCUUCAAAGAGGAAGCGCCGAAGCGAGGCUCCAUGCGUUAACGAUUUUCAGGAAAAUGGCAAAGACUACUUCCAGUUACAAUUGGAAUUUCUUGCUUCAAGAUUAAGGCAUAGAUUCUUCAAAUCUCUGUUAGAGUUGGUUUCCAACGAGAUUUGCAGCAAGGCGAGUUCAUGUGCACUGGAGUUUCUAAUCCAGAUCUUAGAAACGUCAAAGAAGAGCCGAUUCAAGGCGAAAGAGUCCAACACCGGCUGGAUAUUGCCAUGUCAUCAAUGGGUGAGGUGUAUUAUCCACGUAAGCUUGUGAAAAUUAAAAGAGGUAAUUGGUGGAGAUCUAACCGUUACAGCUCGCAUGGAUUCUCAAGCAACCCAUUCAAGCCCCACCAUACUUCACAAACUCAAAAACAACUUGGCUUUCCGAUCAAAAUGGGCAGAAGUCAACGGCGCCACGGGAGACUUGGGCACUUACAUUCCUAUAGUCUUGGCCUUGACCCUUGCCAAGGACCUUGAUCUUGGCACAACCUUGAUUUUCACCGGUAUCUACAAUAUUGUUACUGGUGCCUUGUACGGUGUCCCAAUGCCCGUUCAACCCAUGAAAUCG
Molecule: messenger RNA, 951 nt
Organism: Rubroshorea leprosula
Lineage: Eukaryota; Viridiplantae; Streptophyta; Magnoliopsida; Malvales; Dipterocarpaceae
Source: the annotation of a GenBank genome assembly